UCUCACCCAGGCUGAGAGUAGCUGCCGUUUCUGAGAGGACGAUUCGUAAGGAGGCCCCUGGUGCGGUUUCCCUUUGCUCUUCCCUCUGCGGGCCCUGGCCGUACUUCAGCGGUGUCUAGAGCGUGGUCCGUUCUCGUCUACCUGCCUGCCUUUCUGCAGAGGUAACUGUGGUUGGCCCAGUAGUCGGCUGUCGAAAGUGCCGGCCCCGGCGCCGGCGCCGGCUGCAGCCGGGUGGGAAGGCUCAAGAUGGCGUGCCUGUUGGAGACCCCAAUCCGCAUGAGCGUCCUUUCGGAAGUAACAGCUAGCAGUCGCCACUAUGUUGACAGGCUAUUUGACCCUGAUCCCCAGAAAGUUCUACAAGGUGUCAUAGACAUGAAAAAUGCUGUAAUUGGAAACAACAAGCAGAAAGCCAACCUCAUUGUUCUAGGAGCUGUUCCAAGAUUAUUGUACUUGCUUCAGCAAGAAACCUCAAGCACAGAGUUGAAAACUGAAUGUGCAGUGGUAUUGGGAAGUCUUGCUAUGGGUACUGAAAACAAUGUUAAGUCUCUACUCGAUUGCCAUAUUAUCCCUGCCUUACUGCAAGGACUACUGUCCCCAGACCUGAAGUUCAUUGAAGCUUGCCUCCGAUGCCUGCGCACCAUCUUCACCAGUCCCGUUACUCCAGAGGAACUACUGUAUACAGAUGCCACAGUGAUACCGCAUCUCAUGGCGCUGCUUAGCAGGUCCCGCUAUACCCAGGAGUACAUCUGUCAGAUCUUCUCACACUGCUGUAAAGGUCCAGAUCAUCAAACAAUUUUAUUUAAUCAUGGUGCAGUUCAGAAUAUUGCUCACCUACUAACCUCAGUAUCUUACAAAGUUCGAAUGCAGGCACUGAAAUGCUUCUCAGUUUUAGCUUUUGAAAACCCCCAGGUAUCGAUGACCCUGGUAAAUGUUUUGGUUGAUGGAGAAUUGUUACCACAAAUUUUUGUGAAGAUGUUACAGAGGGAUAAGCCCAUUGAAAUGCAGCUCACAUCAGCAAAAUGUUUAACUUACAUGUGUAGAGCUGGAGCAAUUCGGACAGAUGACAACUGUAUUGUAUUAAAGACAUUGCCUUGUUUGGUUCGAAUGUGCAGUAAGGAGAGGUUACUAGAGGAGAGAGUUGAAGGAGCUGAGACACUCGCCUAUCUGAUUGAACCAGAUGUUGAGCUACAGAGAAUUGCUAGCAUUACUGAUCACCUCAUUGCCAUGCUUGCUGAUUAUUUCAAGUAUCCCAGCUCUGUGAGUGCCAUCACUGAUAUUAAAAGGCUUGAUCAUGACUUAAAGCAUGCUCACGAACUUCGCCAGGCUGCAUUCAAGCUCUAUGCCUCUCUCGGAGCAAAUGAUGAAGACAUCCGGAAGAAGAUCAUUGAGACUGAAAAUAUGAUGGACCGAAUUGUGACUGGCUUGUCUGAGUCUAGUGUCAAGGUGCGGUUAGCUGCCGUCAGAUGUUUGCACAGUUUAUCUAGAUCUGUGCAGCAGCUUCGAACCAGUUUCCAGGAUCACGCCGUGUGGAAACCUUUAAUGAAGGUUUUACAGAAUGCACCAGAUGAAAUCCUAGUAGUAGCGUCUUCCAUGUUAUGUAACCUUCUUCUUGAAUUUUCUCCAAGCAAAGAGCCAAUUUUAGAAUCGGGAGCUGUAGAGCUACUUUGUGGAUUAACCCAAAGUGAAAAUCCUGCUUUACGAGUGAAUGGAAUUUGGGCUUUAAUGAAUAUGGCAUUUCAGGCUGAACAAAAAAUAAAAGCAGAUAUUUUACGAAGCUUGAGUACUGAACAGCUAUUCCGGUUAUUAUCAGAUUCAGAUUUGAAUGUGCUGAUGAAGACAUUGGGCCUUCUUAGAAAUCUCCUCUCUACUCGCCCACACAUAGAUAAAAUAAUGAGUACUCAUGGAAAGCAAAUUAUGCAAGCUGUCACCCUUAUUUUGGAAGGGGAACAUAACAUUGAGGUCAAAGAGCAGACACUGUGCAUCCUAGCCAACAUAGCAGAUGGGACAACGGCAAAAGAACUUAUUAUGACCAAUGAUGACAUCCUGCAGAAAAUCAAGUAUUACAUGGGUCAUUCACAUGUCAAAUUGCAGCUUGCUGCUAUGUUUUGUAUAUCAAACCUCAUAUGGAAUGAAGAGGAAGGCUCACAAGAACGCCAGGAUAAAUUACGAGACAUGGGCAUCGUAGAUAUUCUGCACAAACUGAGUCAGUCACCAGAUUCAAAUCUUUGUGACAAGGCAAAGAUGGCACUGCAGCAGUACCUGGCGUGAUGGGAACGCCCUGGGCGCCUGCGAGCAUCCCACAUCCUUGUUAAAGGAAGUACAGGAACUAGCCUCAUUUGAUUCCUUCUAUUUGCACAAGUCACCUUGGACUGCAGGGAGCUGUUUUGCAAAAGCAAUUUGGUAGGCUUAGAUCUCAAAUUCACCUUGAGAACAUUUUUUUGAGGUAGUAAUUUCCUCAGAGGACUAUUGUGUUUUGUUUUGUUUCUUUCUGAGCUACCUGGACUCUUUAUUAGAACAAUCAAUUAUUUUCCUUUGGACCUACAAUUUUUUGCCUAUGCUGCAGCCACUUUGUGAGUGAGAAUGGCUGUGUGUGUGUGUGUGUGUGUGUGUGUGUGUGCGCGCGCGCGUGCAUGUGGGUCAGGAUGAAUGGACGUGUGUGUGUGAGGGAUACCUCAAAGUUUUCUUUUCUUAUUUUGUGUGAAAAUCUCUUUUCUACAGAUUUUCCAGGGUUUAAGCAUUGCUUGCUGUAUAAAAAUCUUUACUGAAUUAUAUACAGUUUGAAUGAAAUGUUAUUUUAAAAACAAAACGAUUGUUAAGUGUUCCAUAAAGGUUAUGUUGAAUUUUGGUCAGAUGAAUAUUUGUAAGUAAAAAAUAUAUGCAUUUCUGAACCUCAA
Messenger RNA from Balaenoptera acutorostrata (minke whale), 2894 nucleotides. RefSeq names its product armadillo repeat containing 8 (gene ARMC8). The record is from RefSeq and is a predicted model, not a curated record. The coding region runs from base 247 to 2268 and encodes 673 amino acids. Gene Ontology annotation, molecular function: protein binding. Gene Ontology annotation, cellular component: GID complex. The transcript is spliced from 22 exons. NCBI's taxonomy places the organism in Eukaryota, Metazoa, Chordata, Mammalia, Artiodactyla, Balaenopteridae. Gene Ontology annotation, biological process: proteasome-mediated ubiquitin-dependent protein catabolic process.